Molecule: messenger RNA, 5904 nt
Organism: Pygocentrus nattereri (red-bellied piranha)
Lineage: Eukaryota; Metazoa; Chordata; Actinopteri; Characiformes; Serrasalmidae
Exons: 17
Coding region: 2162-4726 (854 amino acids)
Source: RefSeq, a predicted model, not a curated record
CUCCCUAUGCGUAUGAAAUCGUACGCAAAACUAAACACUGGGAUGCGUACUCAUGCGUACGCAGAGAGCUGCGUACAAAUGUUACGCCGCUAUCAAAUACAUGUAAAUACUCGCCGAUUCCCGACAAAUCGAUCCCUAGGCUAUAUUUAGGUGUCCAAACUGAUCGUAGUAUCUACUCUGUACAGUAUAUUAACGCAAACGCUAAAAAAAGAUGAGACAUUUGACGUUUUACGAGUUGAGAGAGAGAGACAUAGAGAGAGAUGCACUUACUGAGCGAAUGCCUAGAAUACAGUGGGAUUCGGUCAGAAUUCUUCACUAAAAAGACCAACAUAAUCGCUUUAUUAAAACCCUUCCUGAGCAAUGAUGUCUGAGGUAAAUAUAAGCGUGCUAUACACUGGAGCACAGUAUGUUCAGGCCUGCCACAGAGUAAGGGACGGAGAUACACACCAAUGAGCACACACGUUAUUAUUAAUUAAUAAUAAUAAUAGUAUUAAUAUUAGUAAUUAAUAUAUUAUUCAUAAUUCUGUUAUUAAUUAAUAAACUAUGAGAGUUUAAUAGUUUCAUAGUUUAGGGUUUGUUCGGUUUGUUUUUGGCUACUUUUUUCUGAUGUGUGGAGACAAACGUAAUUUUCACCUAAACGUAUUCCUUCUUUUAUUCUCUGUUUCUGGUUCUUCUCAGGUUCUGAUAUGCCUAAAUGAACUGAUUAGUAUCCAAGCUCAAAUAAUGAUGGAUUUUACAUCUUCAGAAGUGAUGUGCGAGGUUGCCAAUUUAACAAAGGAAUUUACUUUUAGUCAUUCUUGUUCGUUUUAGUUAACCUCACUUGUAACAGGAAUUCAUUCAUAAUAGACCACGUAUGGAAACAUCCCAAUAUAUGUAUGUAUUUAGUUAACAAGAAUGUGCUCAGACAAAGACUCUUACUGUGAAGUUCUGGUUGCAUUGGUAAGGUUGCUAUCCAAUUUGAGCGCGAUUGCGACCAUCGAUAUCAAGGUUUUGAAGCAAAGAUCGUUUAAGGGAGGGGCUAAGUUAGGGCACUACAUUUCAUACAGCCUCAUUUAUGAAAGCUAAUGCAUUGAAGUGAAAGUGAGCGCCCCCCAUCUUUCGGACUGUGUGCACUUCCGCCCGAUCCUCUGGACACGGAACCACAGCUCGCUUUUCCCUCCACACGGUGAGUGUGUAAGCAGUCCGGUGCUUAACUUGACUUCGUUUUAAUAACAGACACAUGCAAUUCUGAAUACAUUAACAGUUUUUUUUCAUUAAUAUAAACUUAAAUAAAAUGCAAUAUUAAGUAGGAGCUCGGUUUAACAUCCCAAGAGUAUAAGACAAAUGUGCACAGUCUGGUCAUGCUGCUAGCUAAACUAGUAAACUAGCUUAGAUUAGCUAGCAUGCCUUUAAUAAACUUGAGAUUUUAAUCACUCUUCCUUUUGUAAGUAUCGCAAUUUCUAUAAAGUUAUGUUGCCCUGUGCACCAUGUAGUAGUUUACUUUUGACAUGCUAAGAAUGCGUGUCGGUGUUUAACAGGUGAAAAUGUUCUUUGCUAGCUAGCAUUAGAGCUGGCCUAAUUAGAGCAUGUGCCUAAUAUGUAUACCUAAAUAAUCCACAGGUCUACACUAACAUUACUCAAACUGUAUGUCCAUUAAUGAAUGAUAUAGAAAUGACAUUACAGCUAGAGCUGGUUGAUAUGUGAAUUGUGAAAACAUGAGUAAGAAGUUUUCAUGAUACGUGGUAGUAUUUAAUAAAUGAGUUAAAAUAUUUUCAGAGUAUAAACGCACAAUGAUAUUUUUUUAAACAUUUCACACACUGUGCUCUACCAAAUCUAGUUGGAGAGGCCUAAUUACUUUUAUUACUGACAGUAUCUGCAAUAUGCUCCGAAAAAUUAUAUGGUAACAUUAAAUGUUUUGACAUCUUUUUUUUUUCUUUUCACAGACCUUUCAGAUCCCUCCUCACAUCCAUCUAUCUCUCUAUCCUUUAUAGCGACCCAACGGCACUUUUAAGAGCCACUCGUCUGUCUGUCUAUCCAUACAUCCAUUCAUCCAUCCAUAUAUCUGUCUGUCUGUCUUGGUGUUUAUCUGUCUACCUGUUUAUCUGUCUGCAUUGUCUGUGUGUGUGCAUCUGUUGUCUGUCUGUGUAUCUGUAGGUGUCAUAUUUUUGCCUUCAUUUACACCAUGGACUCUGAAGGAGACUCUGGUAAUAAAUUCCACAAGCUUCUUCAGGAAGCACAGAGACUUGCAGCAGAGCUCAAUCCAAAAUUGGCAAAGAAAAGAAGGUCGGCAAAACCCGUAUCUGGUGUUGUUAGUUGGAGACAGAGGGAUAAUUCAGGACAAAUUAUUCCAAAAUUUCCCCCAAAGACUUAUAACUCGACUACACGUAAAAGGAGCAGUUCUGAAGUGGCUGAACCAGUAUUUCAGCAGCCUGAGCCAACACCUUAUGAUAGUGCUCAAGAACUUAAUGCACUGCAAGACAUUCUCAGGGACAUUCCUCCACAAGAGAAGGGCACUGUGCCACUAAGCUGGGCUGAACGGCAAGCUCAAAGCUCAGAGAAGUGGAAUGCUUCUAGAUCAGCCAUGGUUAAAAACAUAUUUCUCGCAGAGCACACAGACACCUAUAUCUGUGACAUCUGCCUGCAAAACACAUCUGUUGUGAGGUGCAGAGAUUGUUUGCCAAGACAGUUCCUGUGCAGUUCCUGCGAUACACAGAUACAUCAGCACAUCCUCCAUAACCGAGAAGCCAUGUUUGAGGGAUUCUAUCAACCCUUAGCCCCAAACAUGAUCAUUCAACUUCAAAAUGAUGGGUCACACCAGAUAAAGCAUGAAGUUCGACUGUUGCCGGUUCGUCUACCUCAACAGUGUACCUGUUCUCCCAGUCAGCUAAAGCUGACCUGUGGCAAAGAGGUCAUCCUUGUUGGAAUUAAUGGACGGUACCAACUAAAUUUGCCAACAUUGAGCUGUUCUCAGUGCAUGAAAAGCUGGACCACUGGACUUGAUGAACUAGUACAAUGUGGAUAUUGGCCUGCUACCAUCAACCACCAGACCAUCUUCCAUGUAGACCUGUUCCAGUCUUUCCAGGAUCUGAAGCAGCUGGCUCCUGGGCUUUCUCGUCAAGCAUUUAUUGGAAUGCUUGAUGAAAGAACAAAGUAUUUUGGCAGAACCGGAAAAAUAUGUGGUGACACAUUCCAGCGGUCAUUUCUGGAGUGGUGCUACGCGCAGCAUGAGGUGGACAAACUGUUGGAAGUUGAGCCCUUCCGGUGUACAGCAUGUUCACCACAAAUGCAUGCUGUAUCAGUGGAUGGAAAUAGAAAAUUAUACCGAUUUAAGAAUGCAUCAGGAAGUGCCACAAAGGGACUUUUUGAUGGCACCUUCCUGGCCAGAGAUGAGGAGGUGUCAAGUUUUGUUGCUCAAAUCCAGCAGGCAACCAAACAUACUCCUGGGAAAGGAAUGUGCGGAUCAUCACAAUGGACAGCUGCAAAAGAGCAUUCUGGGAAAUCUGCCUCAAAAAUUGAUGAGGAGGGGCUGGAAAUCGCUGUGUGCCGGCAUGGGGUGCUUUUGAGAGCACUGAAUAUGUUCAGAGGGGAGAUUUAUGCUUACCCUCUGUAUCUGCAGAAGGAACUGUCCCCCUCAAAUGUUUCCUUUUUCUGUUCAGAUGUGGCAUGCAAGUAUUAUCCGUAUUUGGAAAAGGUCUCCAAUAAGUGCUCUGAACUGCAGGGACUAUUGGAGAUGCAUCCACUUCUUUCAGUGAUGCAUGCCAAAGCACACUCCUGGACAUGUGAGUUGAAAUGGGGUGGACGCAAUCAAGAAGGCGCUGGCAAUACCAUUGGUGAGGAAGUGGAGCAGGUAAAUAGCUUCCUGUCCAGGGCUGCUAUCUCCACAAAAUACAUGUCUAAAGGUGGAAGAACAGACAUGCUCACAGUUCUGGCAAUGGGGUGGAACAAAAAGAAAAUGAGUAACAUGGACAAAAUAUUGGCCCAAAGAUAUGCUAAGGCCGUCCAGAGAGUGGCAGAUGAUAAGCUUAAGCUGGAGGAGCUCAAAGCUGAGUUAAGGAUUGAUGAUGCUGUUAUCCAACAGUGGGUCACUGAGGUGCAACACUGGCCUGAAGCAAAUUCUAGUUUGGAGGGUGAAGCCUCAAGGGAGGUCAUUCUGAAGAAGAAAAUUGAAGGACUGUACCUUAGUGUCAUGCAGAGGAAACAUCGCCUUUACCGUCAGACAGACAGCAACAAGAGACGACAUAAGAUGCGCCAGAAAAUUGCAGAGGAAAAGGCAGCUUUAUCUUCUGCUAUUGAAGAGCUACGUGAACAGACGGACAUCAUUCUGCCUGCUGUUGAUGAGCUUCUCUUGACUGAAAAUUUUGUGUGGUCCUGGACUUAUCUUGGACCCACUGAUCUCAGAACAAAGAAGGCCAUCUUUGACCAGGUGAUGGUGAUCAGGAGAAUGCAAGAGGAGGAGCAAAUUGUAGUUCAGGAGAUGAGGAGGCACUUGAACUCCCUCAUAGGUGUUGCUGGGAGUCUAAAAACCUUACUGCUGGACCAAAGCAAUGGCGCACACUGUGGAUAUCACAGCAUGUUGAGGAGGAGAUUGAGUGUUGUGAAUGCCCAAGUACAUCACACAAAAGCAUCAUUCAGCUUGGCUCUUCAUGGAGAAAUGACAUCCCAAGAUAUGCUGUCUGAGGACAGGGAGGAACAAGUGUCAGAUGUGGAGGACACAUCUGAUGAUGACAAUGACAUUGAUUCUUCAUAAGUACAUUGAGAUUAUUAAAUACCCAUGUCUAGUUCUUUGGGCUUCAAAACAGCUUAUGGUGCAUGAUGUGGUGCAUUAUCACCACAUCAUUUACAGGUAGUUCUCGACUUACGUCCAUUCGACUUUACGACCGUUUUAUGAAAGGUGAGCUACGAAUUUAAGAAUUAAGAAUUUAACUUAUAAUUCGUGCUUAGUUCUUUUUCUCAAAUGAAAAGCGAAUCAACAGCCGAAUUACAACCGAGACUUGCCUAAAUAGUAGCGGCCGUUGGCGUAGUGCACUACUUAGGCUUGCUUUCUAGUGUUGUAGUACGCGGUUUGAGAUUCAGCUAAAGAGCGCACAAUGGAAGAGAAGAGUAUUUUGAUUGACACUGGAAAAAAACAAUCACGAUCGGCACUCGGAAUAACAAGGGGUUGACCAUCAUCCCGGAAGAUAUGUUAUGUUCUGAAUUGCAAUUAGUGUUUUACUUUAAAUUAACUGUAAAAAAAAAAGAAAGUGUAUUAAUAGACGCUUCAAAUGACAUAAAAUGAACAAAGAAAAGUAUGACAUAUAACAAUAAUAAGGAAAAUGAUGAUAAAAUAUGAUUUAAAGAUUUUCAUAACAUCAUUACACAGUACUGUACAUAUAGCCUACUCGAGUUACGUCCAAUCAGCUUUACAACGGGUUUGUUGGAACCAGUCGUCGUCGUAAGUCGAGAACUACCUGUAAUUGCUUUGGCCAAUUCUGUGUUGGGUGGAGAAGACAUCUCUGGGAGUGAAAAACACUUUUUAUUAUUAAAUUUUAUAAUCUGUUCUUUUGAUCACAAAAAUUACAAAGGACACCUACUCAUUCACGUCUUAUUCGAGCUGUGCUGAAUUACUAUAUAUGUAUCACAGGCCUGAGAAUAGCCUGAAUUAAUUUCAUUGUUAUAUCUGUGUGUAUGUGUGUAAUUAUAUAAUUGAGGAGGCAGUUUUUGCACAGGAGACAAGACCCCUGAAGCUUGUAUAUAGUCUUCAUUGUGCAUAUACAGUUAAAUUUGCAUACUAUCAUGAAACGCGCUGUACACUUUCCAGUGCACAUAAUGGAUACUGCUGAAUUGGUAUUAUUCUGUGCAUUUAUCCUUAGUCUAAUGUUAAUAUGGACAAUUGUCAAGAAAAAAAAUGCUUUACAUUGUGAAUAAAUGGUACUGUAUCUGAAUCUU